UUUUAUUUCCAUAAAUUCCAUAAACUUCUGAAAUCACGGAAACAUGUGGUCACCGUGCUUUCAACCUCUUGCUGUUUACUCUAAAACCCAAACUCCGACCCGUCUCUCUUCUUCUGCUUCUGCAUCUGCAUCUGCAUCUUCCUCCGUAUUUGUCUCGUCUGCAAGACUUUGUUUUAAGGUUCUGAAAUUCUACACAAUAUUCAAAUUUAGCUUAUUGCAGUUGUUUCCAUGGCGGCAAGCCUAUCAGCUGCCAUUACCACUAAACCCUUCCGUUCAUUUCUAUCUAAUUCCCACCAAACGCCGAAGCCAACGCCACUUUUCCAUCCUUUACUUCACUUCCAAAAACUUACCUUUGGAGCUCGAAGGAAGACAAGCUAUGCUGUUUGCUUUGUGCUGGAGGAACGGAAACAGAGAACUCCGCCGAUCGUAAAUAUCGUAGAAGAAGAAUCCGAUGACGUUAGAGAUCCUCAGAUCUUAAUACCCACACGUGUGGCGGAGAAGUUAGCUAGAAAGAGAUCGGAAAGGUUUACGUACCUUGUUGCAGCUGUCAUGUCUAGUUUUGGGAUCACUUCGAUGGCUGUUAUGGCCGUUUAUUAUAGGUUUUCUUGGCAAAUGGAGGGUGGAGAGGUGCCUCUCUCUGAAAUGUUUGGUACAUUUGCUUUAUCAGUUGGUGCCGCUGUAGGCAUGGAGUUUUGGGCCAGAUGGGCACAUCGAGCUCUCUGGCACGAAUCUUUGUGGCAUAUGCACCAGUCUCACCAUCGACCUAGAGAAGGUGCGUUCGAGCUAAACGAUGUGUUCGCCAUAAUCAACGCCGUCCCAGCAAUUGCUCUUCUCUCUUAUGGUUUCUUCAACAAAGGCCUUGUCCCUGGUCUUUGUUUUGGUGCUGGGCUUGGCAUUACCGUGUUCGGAAUGGCCUACAUGUUCGUCCACGAUGGCCUCGUCCACAAGAGAUUCCCGGUUGGGCCAAUUGCCAACGUUCCCUACUUCCGGAAAGUUGCUGCGGCUCACCAGCUCCAUCAUUCAGAAAAAUUCAAUGGUAUCCCAUAUGGGCUGUUUUUAGGGCCUAAGGAACUGGAGGAAGUGGGAGGGCUAGAAGAAUUGGAGAAAGAGAUUAACAGAAGAAUCAAAUCAAGCACCGGUUCAUGAUAAUUCUACUGUUCAAGGGGGACCCAUUUUUGAGCAAUUGUCAAUGUAGAGAAAUAAUAUUGUCGUUAUCAUAAAUGGAAAAUGAUUUUGGGUUGGAUUUCAAUUCCCAGUAGAAAAGCAUCCCGUUGUUUCCUAUUCCUAGUAGAAAGGCAUGGAUUUCUUUUCUUUUCUUUAUUUUUUUUUCUCUAAGGAAACAAUGGACAAAGGUUCGAGGAAAGAAUUAGAG
Messenger RNA from Durio zibethinus, 1372 nucleotides. Its product is annotated as beta-carotene hydroxylase 2, chloroplastic-like. NCBI's taxonomy places the organism in Eukaryota, Viridiplantae, Streptophyta, Magnoliopsida, Malvales, Malvaceae. Gene Ontology annotation, cellular component: chloroplast. The record is from RefSeq and is a predicted model, not a curated record. Gene Ontology annotation, molecular function: beta-carotene 3-hydroxylase activity; iron ion binding. Gene Ontology annotation, biological process: xanthophyll biosynthetic process; carotene metabolic process.